CUGCACCCCGAGAUAACGUGUACUUUCUCUCAGUUUCUCCCACUUCGAAUUCACAACGAAUUAUUGAAUCUUACAAAUUACUGACGAUAUGCUUUUUUACGUUGUAGAUCGGCUAUAAGAUUUGGGUUUCCUUACGAGCAAUGUCUACUGUUGAGUUGCAUUAAUUGGCGUACCAUAUGGUCGUAUGGGGUAGAUUAGCAGAUUAUCGUCAACAUCGUCGUCGAUGACAGAUGCUGAACACUCCCUCCCCAGGAUCAAACGAGGACCAUGAAUUAAUUCUACAGAAUUGACUAGCAACCACGUCAUUGUUUUUGAAAUCCCCCUUCAUGUCUGGCAGCAACCAAGGAAUACUUAUGUGUAGCGAUUUAUACUCAUUGUAUAGUGUUGUUUAGUUUAAUUUUCCAAAAAUAUUCAUCACUAUAUUGUUCAAUCUUUGACAUAUCACAAGAAAUUUGAGGAGAGCCCGUCUUGAACUUCAACCAGAAAGAUUUUUCCAUGACGAAUAGCUCGGCAACCCGAAUCGAGAAAAAGGACAGAGCAAUGGCGCCACACAAACAGGGGCCCUUGGGGUCCAGGCAUGAUGGGAAGGGGCCCCUGCUUCCGCCUUACCCUGGCCCUGUCUUCAGUCCCUGGCUGGACCCCGACCCAGCCAUCUCCACGGACCCGCCCCCUCCCACAGUGAUUGUGACCCAGGCAAAGCCGUCGCUGCGCCGGAUCAAGGGCCGAAUUAACCGGAGCAGGAGCCUGGACAGCAUUGACCUGCUGGAUUGCAAUAGUGCAGCGAUGGAGGAGACGGUAAUAUGGGAGCAGCACACAGUGACGCUUCACAGGGCCCCAGGCUUCGGGUUUGGUAUCGCCAUUUCCGGAGGUCGGGACAACCCUCACUUUCAGAGUGGAGAGACCUCCAUCGUCAUCUCCGACGUCCUGAAAGGAGGCCCAGCCGAGGGCCUCUUGCAGGAGAAUGACAGAGUUGUGAUGGUCAAUGCUGUCUCCAUGGACAAUGUGGAUCAUGCUUAUGCUGUGCAACAGCUGCGAAAGAGUGGAAAGAGUGCCAAAAUUACGAUCAGGCGCAAGCGGAAGGUGCAGAUUCCGGUGGCGCGGCACGGGGAGAGGGAGACCAUGUCCGAGCAGGAGGAUGAGGAGGAUAGCUGCGAGGAUGAGAUGUACGAGAGACGUGCGGAUUCCGGCGCCUACGCUGGGGCGGCUGCAGGGGCGACGGCGGCAACAGUGGGGACCACCGGCAGCCGGCGGGGUGAACGCAGCCUCAGCCGGCGGGACCGGAGUGCAUCACGAGAGAGGAGCCUCUCGCCGCGCUCAGACCGCCGCUCCCAGUCCUCAAACCAGGCCGUGCGUCCCGCCAGGGUGACCCUCGUCAAGUCCCGUAAGAAUGAAGAAUAUGGUCUACGCCUGGCCAGUCACAUAUUCGUGAAGGACAUCUCUCCUGAGAGCCUGGCAGCACGGGACGGCAACAUCCAGGAGGGCGACGUGGUGCUGAAGAUUAAUGGAACAGUGACCGAAAACCUGUCCCUCAUAGAUGCUAAGAAGCUUAUCGAGAGGUCAAAGGGCAAGCUGAAAAUGGUGGUGCAGAGGGAUGAGAGGGGGACUCUGCUUAACAUCCCUGCUGUGGACGACAGCAUCCCAUCUGGCAAUGCGUCUGACAGAGACGAUAUCUCAGAAAUUCAUUCCCUGACAUCAGACCAUUCCAACCACGACCGAAACCGCAGCGCUCGCUCGCGCUCCCCCGACCGGCGCUCCGAGCCCUCCGAGUUGUCCAGGCAUUCCCCUCAGCUGGUCAGCAACGGCAGCCACAGGAGUCGUGAGGAGGAGCGGGUUUCCAAGCCGGGGGCCGUGUCGACGCCUGUCAAGUCGGCCGAGGAGGUUCCCAUAACUGACCAACCAGUGCCCGUUGACGAAAAACUGAUGCCCCCGCUGCCAGAGCCCAAGCCAGUGUACGCCCAGCCAGGGCAGCCUGAUGUGGACCUGCCCGUCAGCCCCUCCGAUGCCCCUGUACCCAGCGCCGCUCACGACGACAGCAUCCUCAGGCCAAGCAUGAAGCUGGUGAAGUUUAAGAAAGGGGAGAGUGUGGGUCUGCGCCUGGCCGGGGGCAACGAUGUGGGCAUCUUUGUCGCCGGCGUGCUGGAGGACAGCCCCGCUGCCAAGGAGGGCCUGGAGGAGGGGGAUCAGAUUCUCAGGGUAAAUAAUGUUGAUUUCGCCAACAUCAUCCGAGAGGAAGCGGUGCUCUUCCUCCUUGAUCUUCCAAAGGGUGAAGAAAUCACUAUUCUGGCCCAGAAGAAGAAAGACGUAUACAGACGCAUUGUGGAGUCGGACGUUGGUGACUCGUUCUACAUCCGCACCCACUUUGAGUAUGAGAAAGAGUCCCCCUAUGGGCUGAGCUUCAACAAGGGCGAGGUCUUCCGUGUGGUGGACACCCUCUACAACGGCAAGCUGGGCUCCUGGCUGGCCAUCCGCAUCGGCAAGAACCACCAGGAGGUGGAGAGGGGCAUCAUCCCCAACAAGAACAGGGCAGAGCAGCUAUCCAGUGUGCAGUACACUCUCCCCAAAACCGCAGGGGGCGACCGUGCGGAUUUCUGGAGAUUCCGUGGCCUGCGCAGCUCUAAGCGCAACCUGCGGAAGAGCCGGGAGGACCUGUCAGCCCAGCCUGUCCAGACCAAGUUCCCCGCGUAUGAGAGAGUGGUGCUGAGGGAAGCUGGGUUCCUCCGGCCUGUGGUGAUCUUCGGGCCCAUCGCCGAUGUUGCUCGGGAGAGACUGGCUAGGGAAGAGCCGGAUGUCUUUGACCUGGCGAAGAGCGAGCCCAGAGAUGCAGGAACGGACUCGCGCAGCUCUGGAAUCAUCCGCCUGCACACCAUCAAGCAGAUCAUUGACCGGGAUAAACACGCAGUGCUGGACAUCACGCCUAAUGCGGUGGACCGCUUGAACUACGCACAGUGGUACCCCAUCGUGGUCUUCCUGAACCCCGACAGCAAGCAGGGCGUGAAGAACAUGAGGACGCGCUUGUGCCCCGAGUCCAGGAAGAGCGCCAGGAAGCUGUACGAGCGGGCGCUCAAGCUGAGGAAGAACAACCAGCACCUCUUCACCAGCACCAUCAACAUGAACAGCAUGAAUGAAGGCUGGUACGGCGCCCUCAAGGACACCAUCCAGCAGCAGCAGAACCAGCUGGUCUGGGUGUCAGAGGGCAAGGCGGAUGGUGCCCCCGACGAUGACCUGGACCUCCACGACGACCGGCUGUCCUACCUGUCGGCGCCGGGCAGCGAGUACUCCAUGUACAGCACGGACAGCCGGCACACUUCCGAUUACGAGGACACGGACACGGAGGGGGGCGCCUACACGGACCAGGAGCUGGACGAAACGCUCAAUGACGAGGUGGGCCUUCCCAGCGAGCCUGCCAUCACCCGCUCGUCAGAGCCCGUGACAGAAGAUCCGCCCGUAAUCCAGGAGCCUCCCGGAUACGCCGGGUACCAGCACACUGUGCAGCCCGAGCCUCUGGACCGGAUAGAACCCGCCGGAUUCAAGACGCCGGCGGCUCAGCAGAAAGCAGAGGCUGCUCCCGCCAUGCCUUGCCUCCCCCAGCAGCCUGAGCCCAUGGCUGUGACAGCGCCCCCUGCUGUCGAGAACAACCCUGUACAUGUAGCUGGUUUGAACCUUGAGGAGCCCCCUCCAGCUGCCCCGAGCAGCCACAGCCCCCAGGCUGCCCUGCUUAGGAGGCCCACCCCUGACCUAGCUCAGCCCCCGACACUCGACCCCAACCAAUCCGGACUGCCCAAUUCAGAACCAAAGAUGUACAAGAAGGAUCUCUACGGCCUGGAGGAGCCGGUGCGGCUGAACCAGGGACCCAAGCAGUCCCAGCCGCAGCCUGCGGGGCCCCCCCCUGCCAGCUAUGAGUCCCAGCCGCUGUACCAGGACAAACAGCCAUACCGCGAUUAUGAUUCUUACCGCUACGAAGGGGGAGGUUACCUGGAGCCCAAGGGGCGUGGCUUCGACUCGCUGGAGAACCGCACGCCGGCCUACAGUGAACAGUGGCCCCCCUACGAGCAGCAGCAGCCUGGACCCCAGAUGCCCGGUUACGCGGCGACCCGCCGGCCCCAGGAGAACCAGCACCCCGCUGGCUACGAGCCACGCCGGCCGUACGAGGACAGACCUGACAGGGACUUCAGCCCCACGCGGCCGCGCUAUGAGGAACCCCCGCUGGGCUAUGACGGCCAGACGCACUAUGAGCCCUUCACCAAGGGCCAGACGGGCCCCGCACGCUACGACGAGCCCCCCCAGAGGCCCCUCCCAUCCUACGAUGCGCGCCCUCACUUCGAAGCCGAGCCUUACGCCUUCCCCCCCCCUGCCUCGCUCUCUCCGGAGCCCCCCAAGUCCUACGGAGAACCGGCCACACGGCAGCCCUACAGUCAGGGCCCCCUGACCCCUGGCUACAAACCGGGCCAGUUUGAACCCACUCUGAACUCGGACGCUGCCAUGACCCCCCCGAAACCAGAGGCCCAGACCCCCCAAGGGGAGCCAGUCAUCACCACAGCCCCCAAGCCACUGCCGCCCCCCCCCAGAGAGAACCUGGAGGAUGACCCUGCCAUGAAACCCCAGUCUGUCCUCACCAGGGUCAAGAUGUUUGAGAAUAAGCGCUCUGUGUCUGUGGACCGGGCCAAAGAGGCGAGCGACCCGGCAGGCCUCAGGCUUGGGGACAUGCCCUCCAAAUCCAUCAUGGCUCCCGGCUCUGUCCCCAAAGCGAACUCCCUCAGCCACCUAGACCAAGAAAAGACCAACCACAGAGCCCCCGAGCCGCAGAAACCUCAGCCCAAGCCUGCUGACGAACUUGUGCGCGCCAACAGCUACGACCCCGACGAGGAUGAGGAGUACUACAGGAAGCAGCUGUCCUUCUUCGACCGGCGCAGCUUUGACAACAAGGCCCCGCCCCCAGCGGCCCCCGCCACCAAUCGUCUGCCAGAACUUAGCAAGCCUGCGCAGCUGCUCACGCAGCAGCCUUACGGAUACCCCAGGGUGGAUCCUGUGGAGAAGCUGAGCCCUGCUGAGAAGAGAUACGAACCUGCAGCUGCAUCCAGCCCAGCUUCCGCACCCCCCACACUCCCCAAACCAAUCCCCCCUGAACUGAACCCCCCCGGAUCUCCUAAAGCUAAGCCUGAGCUGACAGGCCUGAGACCUGUUAACCGUGAAGACACGGUCCAGACCACCUUCCUGCCCCAGAAGAGCUUCCCAGAGAGAUCCCCAGUGAAUGGCACAGAACAGGCAUCCAAGCCAACAACCAACUACAACCGCUACGUCCCCAAGCCAUACACGACCUCCGCCCGGCCCUUCGAGCGCAAGUUCGAGAGUCCCAAGUUCAAUCACAACCUGCUGCCCAGUGAAACACAGCCCAAGGUAGAGCUUGCCCCGAAGGGUCCGGGGCUGACCAACAGCAUCACCAAGCCCCCGGGCUCAAUCCAGCCAGCCGACCAGGACAGCGGCCUGGACACCUUCCCACGCACCAUGGACAACAGGCCUAAGUACCAGCAGAACAACAUCAACGCCGUGCCCAAGGCUAUCCCUGUCAGCCCCAGUGCACUGGAGGAUGAUGAUGAUGAUGAGGGACACACGGUGGUGGCCACGGCACGGGGCAUCUUCAAUAGCAAUGGCGGAGUGUUGAGCUCUAUCGAGACGGGGGUCAGCAUCAUUAUACCCCAGGGUGCCAUCCCUGAGGGUGUGGAGCAGGAGAUCUAUUUCAAAGUCUGCAGGGACAACAGCAUCCUGCCACCUCUCGACAAGGAGAAAGGCGAGACCCUGCUCAGCCCGCUGGUGAUGUGUGGCCCUCAUGGCCUCAAGUUCCUGAAGCCCGUGGAGCUCCGUUUACCUCACUGUGCGUCCAUGACCCCCGACGGUUGGUCUUUUGCUCUAAAAUCCUCCGACUCCUCGUCGGGUGACCCCAAGAGCUGGCAGAACAAGUCGCUCCCAGGAGAUCCCAACUACCUGGUGGGAGCCAACUGCGUGUCUGUGCUCAUCGACCACUUCUGAGGGGCAUGCAGCUGGCCUGCAGCACAAGCGAGAAGCGGGGACUAGCUGGGCAGCUCCCCUCACAGGAGGGGGCGGGGGGGCACAUGGCUGCCCACCCAAGAAGUAUUAACCCCUUGUGCCCUGGUCGUUUACUGUAACUGCAAAGCAUAAGAAAGAUGGACACUGUCCUCUUAAGUGCUGUUCUGUUUGCGUUUUCUUUUCCAUUUUUAGGUGCUUAAAGGCUUUCGAAAACACAAACUCUUAAACUGUUGUUGGAAUGCAUGCCCAGUGCCACUUACUGAUGAAACACAAUUAAAGCCAAGUUUCCUAGUCUCUACUUCAGAAGGAGGAAAAAACACUCUUUGGAGGAUUUUCCACAAAUGAGAAGCAUAUUGAAAGAUGAGCGGGUGUGUGGAUGUCUGUGAUGGUGUGUGUGUGGCUCAGUGUAUGUGUGUCUGUGUCAGCACACUGACAGACAGUGGAAAUUGCAGUAGCAGCAGAGGUAAAUGACAGUGAUGCACAGAGACUGUAUUCAUGAAUGGCUGUUGGAUGGACAGGUGUGCGUUGUUGGCUUUGCUGAGGCGUGGUGAGCUCAUGAUAGAGAGGUGAACUGAAGGUGUGAUUUCCUGAACCAGCUUGUAUCUGUAACGGCCGCACUCUCCUGCUCCAUUUUAAGUUAUAUAUUUUUGACACUUCUACCAUUUUCAUUUUUUUUUAAGCAUCAGACCUCUCCCACUGUUUCCAUCUCUGCUGUGCUGGGCUCCGGUUCCACUUGCCAGUCUGCUCUGUCUGUCACCCAGCCAGUCUCACACCACCACGAGCAGCGAUGCCUCGUCCACAUCUCUAUUACGCUCAGACCUUAGCUUUCUGUUUAAGUUCUCAGAAAUGACGACAUGAGGGCGUCUUCACCACGCCGCCCACCCGCCAUGUAAGCGAACCUCGAUUCUGCACACGACUGCAAUCGGGGAUGAAGGAAAAGGUUUUGCUUUUUUCUCCUAUGCACAUGAAGUGGUGAACGGAGAAGAGAGAACUUUUAACAGCGUGAAGGUGUGGCUGUAUAUAAUGCUAGCAUAUGGCAUCCGGUCAUGGUUUGUAAAUGAACUUUUUGUAUGUCUGUUAUUUUGUAUAAAACUGAACUUAAAAAAAGGUUUCUAAAAAAAAAUAUAUAUAAUAACGGUUCUCUUUGUAUUCUGAACUUUGAGCCUUGGAACUUGCAACUUAGCAGUAAGGACCCAACUUUUCUACAAAUAUCUAUAUAUAUAUAUACACACUGCAUAUAAACAUUUUUAUUGGUCACAAAACCUUUUUAUGCUUAUUUACAAAAUAAAACUGUGCUUGGUUGAAAUAAUUUAAAAAUCUGUACUUUAAAGGGUCCGCUUUGGAAAAACGUGUGCCCUUCUUUUUUUGUGAUACUGGAUGCUGUAUAGUGUGCCCUGAAAAUGUAUUUUUGUACUAAUAGACAAUUUAUUACGGCACAUUACUAUUUUCUUUAGAUAUAACACUGCUUAAGUUGGAUAUUAGCUUUUCUUCAUGUGUGGUAAUUUUUCUCUUUUUCGCUUUAGUUUUUCUUUGCAGCACAUUUCUACGUGUAUCACUGUAUCAAUUAAUAAAUCAUUUUUAAAGUAACAAAA
This is a messenger RNA of Paramormyrops kingsleyae, 7634 nucleotides long. Its product is annotated as tight junction protein 1-like. Gene Ontology annotation, molecular function: cell adhesion molecule binding. Gene Ontology annotation, biological process: protein localization to cell-cell junction; cell-cell junction organization; cell-cell adhesion. NCBI's taxonomy places the organism in Eukaryota, Metazoa, Chordata, Actinopteri, Osteoglossiformes, Mormyridae. Gene Ontology annotation, cellular component: bicellular tight junction; plasma membrane. The record is from RefSeq and is a predicted model, not a curated record.